Molecule: messenger RNA, 1080 nt
Organism: Jatropha curcas
Lineage: Eukaryota; Viridiplantae; Streptophyta; Magnoliopsida; Malpighiales; Euphorbiaceae
Product: endochitinase
Biological process (GO): defense response to fungus; carbohydrate metabolic process; cell wall macromolecule catabolic process
Molecular function (GO): chitinase activity
Source: RefSeq, a predicted model, not a curated record
UUCAUUAACAAACCAAAACCAGUUACUCAUCAACAGAAAGCAAAAAUCAGAAAUGAUGUUGCGAGCAUUAGCAAUUCUUUUAUCUUUUGUCUCUAUGUCAGGAGUCUUGGCUGACGUUAGUUCGCUAAUUAGCCGAGAAACGUUCAAUGAAAUGUUAAAGCAUCGUAACGAUGGUAAUUGCCCUGCAAAAGGGUUUUACACUUACGACGCUUUCAUUGCUGCUGCUAAAUCAUUCGGAGCUUUCGGUACGACGGGUGAUCUUGACACUCGUAAAAGAGAGGUUGCUGCUUUUCUGGGCCAAACUUCACAAGAAACUACAGGUGGGUGGGCUAGUGCACCAGAUGGUCCAUAUGCUUGGGGUUAUUGCUUCAAACAAGAACAAGGCAACCCAGGAGAUUACUGUGUUGCAAAUCAACAAUGGCCAUGUGCUCCUGGUAAGAAGUACUAUGGACGAGGUCCCAUCCAAAUUUCUUACAACUAUAACUACGGUCCAGCAGGAAGGGCAAUAGGCGUAGACUUAUUAAACAACCCGGAUGCUGUAGCAACCGACCCGACCAUAUCUUUCAAGACUGCUCUCUGGUUCUGGAUGACCCCACAGUCACCAAAACCAUCAUGCCACGCUGUCAUUACUGGCCAAUGGAAACCAUCUGCCUCAGACACACAAGCGGGUCGGGUUCCCGGAUAUGGGGUCAUCACCAACAUAAUUAACGGUGGUGUCGAAUGCGGUAAAGGGUCGAACCCGCGAGUGGAAGGUCGUAUCGGAUUCUAUAAGAGAUACUGUGACAUUUUCAAAGUGGGUUAUGGCAAUAACUUGGACUGCUAUAACCAAAGGCCUUUUGGUCAAUAGAAAUUCUAGUUAAACUGCUGCCAUGUCAGCAUUGCUAGAUGUUUAAUUUAAAUAUAAAUAAUGCUUAAUAUGUAAUAAAUAAUGGGUGGGGAUAAAAUGGUCUUUCGGAGAAGAGGUUUGGUUGACCAUGUAUCUCAAAGUUAAAAAGUUAUAAGCUUGAAUUAUAAUCAGCUUUUAAUGACAAUACACAAAGUUUACAUACCUCCUAAAUGAAAUCAAAAAAUAAUUUUUUA